This is a messenger RNA of Culex pipiens pallens (northern house mosquito), 7165 nucleotides long. Its product is annotated as cationic amino acid transporter 2-like. The record is from RefSeq and is a predicted model, not a curated record. The transcript is spliced from 7 exons. Gene Ontology annotation, cellular component: plasma membrane. NCBI's taxonomy places the organism in Eukaryota, Metazoa, Arthropoda, Insecta, Diptera, Culicidae. Gene Ontology annotation, molecular function: amino acid transmembrane transporter activity. Gene Ontology annotation, biological process: transmembrane transport; amino acid transport. Bases 224 to 3655 code for a protein of 1143 amino acids.
AAAUAGCAGUGCGUGUAUUGUUCGUUCGUUCGAGCGUGUGAGGGGGCUGUUGUUCCGAGAUUUGGAGAUUACAGGUCGAUAUUUGUUUCAACCUUGCUUGCUGGCAUCACAACUUUGGAGGCAGAUGAUCAAGAUUUUUGGGAAGCCACGCUCGCACCACAAUUAGUCACCAUCGAUUCCUGCUGCAGCCACCACUGCUGGACGGUCCAGCCCGGUAGGUACCAUGUCAGGACCCUCGUACUGGAAGAUUCUGACCCGAAGGAAAGCCCUCACCAUCGACAAUGACGACGAUAGUGGCAGCGGCGGCAGCCAGGGCAAACUGGGCCGGAUAUUGAACACGUUCGAUCUGACGGCGCUGGGCGUUGGCGCGACACUCGGAGUGGGCGUGUACGUGCUGGCCGGGCACGUGUCCAAGGAUCAGGCCGGACCGUCGGUGGUGCUGUCGUUUUUGAUAGCGGCCGCAGCCUCCUUUCUAGCUGGCCUUUGCUAUGCAGAAUUCGGAGCACGAGUGCCCAAAUCGGGCUCGGCGUACAUCUACAGCUACGUGUGCAUCGGCGAGUUCAUGGCGUUCAUCAUAGGGUGGAACCUGAUGCUAGAGUAUAUCAUCGGUUCGGCGAGCGUUUCCCGAGGGUUGAGUUUGUACAUCGACACGCUAGCGAACGAUACGAUGAAGCUGCACUUCCGUGAGGUCGCCCCCAUGGAGUGGGACUUUAUGUCCAGCUAUUUCGAUUUCUUCGGGUUCACCGUGGCGAUCUUGCUUGGAGUCGCACUUGCGUUUGGGCUGAAGAAAUCGACCAUGGUGAACAACCUGUUCACGGUUCUGAACAUCUUUAUUGUUCUGUUUGUGAUAAUCGCCGGAGCGAUCAACGCGGACAUCUCCAACUGGAACAUCAACCCGGCGAACGUGUCCUCGAUAUACAACGUUGGCGAGGGAGGUUUCUUCCCGUUUGGAUUUGAGGGAACGCUGCGCGGAGCGGCCACGUGUUUCUUCGGGUUUGUCGGCUUCGACUGUAUAGCCACUACCGGUGAGGAGGUCAAAAAUCCGCGGAAAGCAAUCCCGAGGGCGAUUCUGCUCUCGUUGUGCACGAUCUUCCUGGCGUACUUUGGGGUUUCGACCGUGCUGACGCUGAUGUGGCCGUACUACAAGCAGGACGUCAACGCGCCGCUGCCGUUCGUGUUCAACGAAAUCGGUUGGAACUUUGCCAAGUGGACGGUGGCCAUCGGAGGUAUUAUUGGCCUCGUGGCCAGCCUGUUUGGGGCCAUGUUCCCCCAGCCUAGGAUUAUCUACGCGAUGGCCCAGGAUGGGUUGAUAUUCAAAGCGCUUGGCGAUGUCAGUCCCAAGUUUAAAACGCCAGUGUUUGGAACGAUGUGUGCCGCCCUGCUCACCGGGACGAUGGCCGGAUUGUUCGAUUUGAAAGCUCUAGUCAAUAUGCUGUCGAUCGGUACGCUGACGGCGUACACCGCGGUAGCGAUCUCAAUUCUCAUUCUCAGAUUUUCGGAAGAACCAAAGAACAACACGAUCCCGUCGACCAGCAAGCAGGCGUACGAAAACUCGAAUCUACUCAAAUCCGGCAAUCGGCUGACCGGGUCUGCCUUCAUGAAGCAACUGUUCUCGGCCGGGUGUAUGAAGGAGCCAACUCGUAUAUCAUCCAAUGUAGUUGGAAUUCUGGUGACACUAUAUUGUCUCGUUUCGCUCGCGCUAGCCCUCACCAUCUACUACGCCAAGCAGGCGCUCUACGACCUGGAACCGUGGGCCCUCACCCUGGCCGGCACGCUCCUGUCGGUGAUGCUGCUCGUGCUCCUGCUCAUGUCCGUUCAACCGCGCGAAUCCGGCGAGGCCCCCUUUCGCGUUCCGAUGGUCCCGCUGCUGCCCGCCAUCAGCAUAUUCGUCAACAUCUACCUGAUGUUGAUGCUGGACGUGUACACUUGGAUCCGCUUCGGUAUCUGGAUGGGAAUCGGUCUUCCCAUGUACCUGGCGUGUGCCUGUUGUCGUGGUAGUGUAGAGCAGUUCGAGGAAGAGCCUCGGGUGGGUGAGAAUGGCGACGUCUGUACCUCGGAGGGUAUCGAGAAUGGGGGGUUUGAGCAUGGUAGCGAAACGUCGACCGUUACGGCCAACGGGUAUUACUCGAAGAACUUGAGCAACGCGAUCAACGGUGAUGAGAAGGGACUGAAGUUGAUCCCGCUGGGUGGGGUUGAUAAGGAGGUGGGCGGAAAGGAUGAGGAUGUUCUGCAGGGCAGGGCGAAAUCAAGGACUCCGUCACCGAAGAGUAGUAUUGAUGAGAUUGUAGCAGUUUCCGAGAUGGCCGAUUUGGUAACGGAGAAGGUGGAACCUAGUGGGAAGGCAUACUUUGUAGAGGAUGUAAACGAGAAGGAGUCGGAUAGAUCUAGUGAAGAAACCAAUAAAGCUAUUGCAAUUCUCGAUGACAUCUUGGACGAUGAAGAAAAGAACGAGCACACUUACCCGUCGCUGGACGACGAAUCGCUGGCAAGUCCAGUGUUCCGUGAGCAAUCCGUGAUCGCCGAUAUCCAUCGAGAGGAUGAGAUUUCAAUGCUGGUAGAAGAGAUCUUCGCGGAAGUGGCGGCAAAUGCUGCUCAAAAUCAACCUCCGGUUGAAGAAACCGUUGAACCUCCCCCCAUUCGCCCAAGAGCGGCCUUCGUGGUUGGUCAGGAUGAAGACGCGGAAAGCCUGAACUCAACCGAAGAAGAUGUCCACUACAACCGAUUGGACAGUCAAAAGCAGAAACAGUUCAUAAAUCGGUUGAGCACUCUGCUAGUAAAUCCCAAGCAACCUCCACUCAAACGAAAAAGUCCCACAAACCUAACCGAAGAAGACGGUUCGGACAGUCCAAAGCUGCAGAAAAGUAGCAGCGAGCCAAACUUUGUUAUCCUCCUGGACAACAGCACUGCCACAAACGAAAGUGAAACCGACACCGCGGAACACUCUCCCCAGGGUUCCGUACCUCCGGCGCCAAAGUUUGACCAAGUCGUGUACAACACGCUCAAGCCUGACAGCGAACUGGUCAAGGUCACCUCGCCAAUCCCACCGCGAAGUCCCGUUCCCGAAGCCCCCAAAUUCGACCCCGUACUGUACAGCACCCUCGGGAAAUCCAAAACCCCACGACCCUCGCUACUCCACUCGCCAACCAUCAAUACCUCAGGGUACAGCGAAGUGACCCUUCGCAAGCUCACCCAAACCCCGCCAGCUGUCGACACCAAAACUCCCGAAGCCACCGAGGACGACCCCGAUCCCUCGGCCAACCCUCGCGAAGUGUUCAAAUCCAAGCUCGAACAGCUGCUCCAACGUGGUCCCACCAACAAACCCCGUCCCCGAACGGUCGCGAUCGUCGAUCGCCAAGUUUCGUUUCCCCCACCCGUCGCAUCCGUAACGCCCACCCAACCUGCUCCUCCUCCGUCAACGGUCACCCCACAACAACCCACCGAGGUCACCUCGCCGACCGCCAACCUCACCACGCUCCGGCCGUUCGACACCAAGAAGAAGCAGAAGCUGCUCUUUGACGAUGUGAUCAAGGCGAUCACGCCGGAAACGCGACCGAGCGUCAUUCGCAGCUCGCUCGAGCACCGGAUGUCGUUUACGGAGUUUAAGAACGGGCUGAAAAAGACGGUGCCACCGAAGCAGUACCUGCCGAAUGCGUGAUUGUGGGAGCGAGAGAUUGAAUGAGCGAUGCGAACGUUAGAAGCGGUGCUUUGUACAGUUUAUUUGAUUAAUAGUAGAGAUUAACGUAGAUAGUUAAAAAAUAUUUACUUACAACAAUGUUGGAUGCACUUCGGUUUUUACUCUUUCUGCUCAAUAUCUCAAAUGUGUUUUGAUAUAAAAUUAAAGAAAAAAAUAAGAAUUGCAAAUUAAAUCUUCGAUUACAAAUUUUGUUUGCUCAAAUAAAAAAAAUGUGUUGAAAUUCUGAUGAAUAACUUGUAAACUUUUAAGAAUAGAAAUUAUCAUCAUUUGUAUUUUUUCCGAAUCAAUUUUAUUUAACGGCCAUAACUGCGUCGUAAGGUUUGACGUGAAAUUGGUAAUUAUUAUAAUAUAAAAAGAUUUUGUUAACAAAAAACUUAUUAAAUUUCAUAUAUAACAAGUUAAAUUUCAUAUAUUACAUGAAAUUUAACUUAAUACAUAUGAAAUUUGAUAAGUUUUUUUGUAAACAAAAUCUUUUUCAAAUUCAAGUUAGGUCUCUAAAAAGGAAAUUCGGUUAAUUACAUGUUAUAAAAUGUAAUUUCAUGUUUUUUGUAUGUAAAUAUAUGAUUCCUAGUUGCAAGAAAAAACAUUUUGUUCAAAUUACACUCAACCCCCGCUGCACAGUGGGAAAAUGGAGGCAAAAAACAGAUUUUAUUGAUGCUGGUCAAUUAGAACUUUCAACCAAGACUUUUUUUAUGUGAAAAAUUCCUAGGAAUCGAUUGGUGAUAGUAAGAACCAACCUAAAAGGCCAUAUUACCCUAUUUUUUCCUUUUUAUCUUAGUUUCGUAUAUCUAGCUGAAAUGUUCAGUACUUUGACAAAACUCUUUCUUAAAAGAAAAAUUCAGAGGAUCGAUUGGUGAUAGUAAGAUCCAUCGAAAUGCACCUUUAUAUAAUUUCGAUGGAGUAGAGAAGAGAGAAGAAAAAGUUGAGUCAACGCUUUGAGCAUUUCAGCAACAUAUUUGAAACUAAUAAAAACAGUAAACAAAUAGAGUAAAUUGGCCUUAAACGGGCCUUGCGCUAAUUUCCGCUGGUUCUCACCAUCACCAAUUGAUUUUACAGGAAUUUUUUACAUAAUAAAAGUCUUGAUUGAAAGUUCUAAUUGACCAGCAUCAAUUAAGUCCGUUUUUUGACUCAAUUUUUCCCACUGUGCGCUGGUUGGUUACUUUUUUGUUUGACACUGUUUAAGUUACCUUAAACCGGGGUGACAUUGAUAGGAUUUAAAUUUAUUUUUGUAAUAUUUUCCAACUGGUAAGGUUUUUCUCAAGAUUAUUAUUUUUAAAACAUGUACUGGGGUAGGCCACACAAAGUCCAUGUACAAUUUAUAAAAAAAAAGUUUUUUCAACAACGUUUAAAAACAUAGUUACUUAAAAAAAAUCAUUGUUCGAAUUCCGGGGUAACAUUGAUAGUCAGACAUUUUCUCGUUAAAAUCAGAUUUAAGGUGUUCAAACUUUAUUGUUAACGUCAAAUGUUCCAUCACUAAGGUUGCUGAUAUAGAUCGAUAAAAUCAAUGUUUAUGUUUAGUUAACUAUGUUUAUAAGCAUGUAAAUUUUAGGUAAAAUUGUUAAAAAAAAUUGCUUGAAAUUCGAUUAAACUUGUUUUUUUUUAUAAAAUUAUCGAUUUAUAGUGUAUUUUAAACUGAAUUCGAAUCAGGAAUCAAACGUUUUCACAUUUUAUAUGAAAUUUGUUCUACUGAAAAUGCCUAAAGUUUGGAGAUUUUUUUAUGAAUUAUGUUUCAAAAAUAUAGAUAUUUCUUAUUUACAAAAAUGUUUUACCUUUUCCUAGUGAAAAAUUGUCCGAAGAAUCCGAAAAUGCAUUCCGAUUUCCGAUUUAAAAUCAUGUUCAUUGAGAAAAUCAUGACACUUUGAGAAGAUUAAAAUAAUGCUAUUUUUUACGAUAGUACCCGGUUGGUUUGACAUAGUCAAACUAAAAAGUGACGAACUGUCACUUUUUACACGGGGCUCACAUUUACUAUCAAACCAAAAAUUUGGUAGUAAAGGAGCAAUAACACUAUGGCAAACAACCAAACAAACUAGCGCAAGAUAAAAUGUAUCCAAGCUGACUUUUCUGCAAAUAAAAGAUGGUGUACAAACAACGCAGACAAACUGUCAAAAUGUGCGAGUUAGUUUGUUUGCUUGCCGUAGUCUAAUACCUCCUGAAGUAUGAGCUCUGUGUAAAGAGGGUGUCAAAUUGAAAAGUGACCUCGGUCAUUUGCCAACAAUUGGUGUCAAACCAUCGGGGUUUCAGUGUACAAGUUUAAUAUUCUUCAUAUUCUGAUGAUGGAGCGAGUCGGGAUUAUAAACAAUAGGUCAGUAGUUGUGUUGUGGAAUUUCAAUCAUUUUUUAAUCAAUCUUACAAAUGUUGAGUGGAAAGAGUAAAAAUGUAAGUGAAGCUAAUGCUUGAUGCUUAGUACAUCCAAAAAGAGUCAUGUAAAAACGUAGCAAAACUCAACCUACCAAAGCUAUGUUACUACACAACCGUCGAAAGCAAGCAACAGUUUUGUUCAUAUAGCUUUUAGCAAACUCCUUCUGACCGACUAUUGCAUGUGGUCGGUCUAAAUACCUUGCUCAAUCAAGAUUAGCUAAAAAACGACGUUAAAAGCUCACCUCCCAAAUAACUCGCUAACCCACUGAAAAAAACCCCGCAUGAUCGCUGUAAUCGCCUAACUCUAGUGCAUGAACCACAAAUGGGCAACGAUUUAACUCUAAGUAAAAAUGAAAAAUCAUCAAUUCCCGGUCAGGUUUGGUACUGUACGCGUUCUACGGAUUCCGGAACAGCUACCGGGAGGUGUUUGCCAGCGAGUCCGGCUGGACCAAGAUCAAGUACGUUCGCUGAGACGGGAACGUCGAAACGUUGGAACGCCCGCAAAGGAGUAAAACAAAUUAGUGAGCAAAGGUGAUAUUUUUGUUCUGAAGGCUAGGAAACGUGAAACGUGGAUUGUAGCGAUUGAGAUUUAGGUUUAGGAUUUUUGGUUGUAGCUCGAGUGUUGCAUGCUUAGCACGGACAAUCACAGGACGCCAAUAUAGUCAAUAUUCAAAUUGUAAGCAACUUAUAUGUACGAAAGGAAAAAGAAAAAAACAACUAUUUAUAAAUAAUCAUGUAAAAGUAGCAAAUAAAACUUAAUUGAACAAAGUGUUACAAAAUGACCGAAAAUACUAACAACAAUCACCCAAACUUGCCAUAUUAAUGAAAAGAAGAAAGACAAAAGUUACGUAUAGAGAGGCGCAAACGGUUCAUCUAAUUAGUAUGUUUAGCUUUAUCUGAUGUUGGGCAACUCGGCACAGUUCAACACGAAAAUCGACAUGGAUGCAAGUCGCGGAGCCUCCCCCCCCCCCCCCCCCUCCCACGGAAGUGUUGCCAGCAGGUGAACGAAAGUAACGUUAAAAACAGUAACCACACAUACACAAACACACAAACACCAUUUAUUUGUUUUAAUUUAUUUUAACGAAAGCGAAAGUAAUAAAGCAUGAAAGAUAU